Manis pentadactyla (Chinese pangolin) is the source of this 2293-nucleotide messenger RNA. RefSeq names its product gamma-glutamyltransferase 6 (gene GGT6). Lineage: Eukaryota; Metazoa; Chordata; Mammalia; Pholidota; Manidae. The transcript has 4 exons. The record is from RefSeq and is a predicted model, not a curated record. Gene Ontology annotation, cellular component: extracellular exosome. The coding region runs from base 408 to 1880 and encodes 490 amino acids.
GAGCCCUGAUGCAAGCUACAAUGUAACUGUAGUUUUAAUUCAAACUCCACUGUCCCUAGAGUCCCGACCAGGCCAGGUGGUCCAUGGCGUACAACCCUUAAAGGCAGGGGACAGUGGAAGUCCUGAGUCCAGGGCUGUGGCUGUAGCCGUAGGGCUGGGCUCCUCCCUCCUCAUGGAGCUGUGUUCCCUGACAGAGUCCCCUGCCGUCGGAGCCCCUAGAGCCCUGUGCCCUAAUGGAACAGGCUCACACGCACCUCCCUGGCCCCAUGCCCUGCCCAGACCUGUUCUAGAUUCCACACCACCCUUCCCCAAGGCUUCUUCCACCUCCCAGGAGCCAAGCCCGGGCGAGGACUGAGGCUCAGCUGGAGGCUGGCAAGUAGGAGGGCUGGGGCAGGCACGGUGCGGCCAUGGAAACCACAGCAGGACCUGUGAUCUACCAGAAGCUGCUGCUCUGGGAGCCGAACUUGGAGUCUGAGGAGGAAGGAGAGGAGACAUCAGAGCCGCUGGUUCCAAACCCCUGGAGGCCUCAGGAAUCCCCCCGGAACGAGGUUGGCGGCCUGCCUGGCACCUGGGCCCGAUUAGUCAGCACCCUGCUGCUGCUGGCUGUUGGUUUCUCCCUGGCUGCAAGGCAACUCCACGCUGGGGGUGGUGCUACAGGAACCUCAGACUCAGUGGUGCGUCCACCCAGCAGGCACUCCCACCGCCCGGGCGUAUACCACCACGGUGCCAUCAUCAGCCCUGCAGCCACCUGCUCCCGCCUGGGCCAAGAGCUGCUUGUUGCCGGGGGCAAUGUCGUGGAUGCGGGAGUUGGAGCAGCAUUGUGUCUGGCCGUGGUACAUCCUCACGCCACAGGGCUAGGUGCCAUGUUCUGGGGCCUCUUCUACAACAGCUCUUCAGGCAAUUCAGCCGCCCUGACAUCAGGCCCAGUGCAGACCCUGGCUCCUGGCCUGGGGCUGCCCUCAGCUCUGCCUACCCUGCACUUGCUGCACGCACACUUUGGCCGCCUGCCCUGGCCUCACCUGCUGGUGGGCCCCACCACCCUGGCUCAAGAGGGCUUCCUGGUGGACACACCCCUGGCCAGGGCUCUGGCAGCCGAGGGCACAAAGGGCCUCUGUCCACUGCUUUGUCACACUGAUGGGACCCCCCUGGGCCCAGGGGCCCGAGCCACCAACCCCAAACUGGCAGCCGUGCUGAAUAGGGCAGCAGUUGACCUGCCCCUGGCCCCUGCUGGGGACACCCUACUGAGGCUGCUGGCCAGAGAGCUGGGGCUGGAGGGACCCUCAGCUAGUCCCAUGCCCACCCUGGAACCAGCACUACAACUGCCUGUGGCCCAGGGCAUGCUGCUCACCACCCCCAGCCCCUCGGCGGGUCCACAGCUGCUGGCCCUGCUGCAGGCAGCCCUCAACUCUGAAGGGCCCAGCCCUGACCCCUGCCCACCGCUCCCACAAGCUACUGGGACCCCUGUGAGCAGUGUCCUGGCCACUGUGGACAGCAGUGGCUCUGUGCUUCUUCUCACCUCCUCGCUCAAUGGCUCCUUUGGCUCUGGACACUUGUCCCCAAGCACCGGUGUUCUACUCAGCAACCUGGUAGCCAACUCUGCACCUAGUCCCUGGGCCUGCCCCCUCAUCCUUCAUGGCAGCCCAGAUGACACAGAGGCCAGUGUUUUGGGGCUGGUAGCUUCAGGAACCCCCACAGUAGCCAGUGUCAUGACACACGCCCUGCUCAGCCACCUGGCCAAGCCCCAGAGGCAGGACCAGCGAGGACCAACAGAAAGCCCCAGCAUUUGUGGCCAAGGGACCCUGCUCCAGGUGGCAGCCCACACAGAGCAUGCCCAUGUCUCCAGUGUCCCCAGUGGCUGCUGCCCCUUUCAGGGGUUCUAAGUGGGGAGCAGUGUCGGUUGGGGGGAAGGAGGAGCAGGUCUCAAGUCUAGAGGCAGGGGCAGAGCAGGCCCAGCAGCAAUGCAGGACAUAAAGAGUAAAUCAAUUAUGUGCUCACUGCUGGCUCAGGCCCUUAACCUCUGGCCUGGUCAGCUACCUGGACUCAAAUUUUGGCUCUCAUUUCAGCUGAGGAUAAUGAGGGAAGAGCACUGGGGCCUGGGGCCAGCCCUGAGUUCAGAUCCAGCUCUGGGAAGGACAGGGGGUAGCAUGUCAAGCCCCUGCCUGGGCUCUGGGCCCCAUGGGUAGGGCAGGCAGAACCUGGGGUACCACCACCAUCUCCAUCCUCCCCUUCAGGAUGCCCUCUGCUGCUCUCUCUCAACUGGGCUGGAAACAAAAUAAAGAUCUAGUCUCCUGGG